Abrus precatorius (Indian licorice) is the source of this 1431-nucleotide messenger RNA. RefSeq names its product ubiquitin-conjugating enzyme E2 34-like. The coding region runs from base 333 to 1049 and encodes 238 amino acids. NCBI's taxonomy places the organism in Eukaryota, Viridiplantae, Streptophyta, Magnoliopsida, Fabales, Fabaceae. The transcript has 10 exons. The record is from RefSeq and is a predicted model, not a curated record.
AUAACACUUGGUCCAGCACAGCACAGCACGCACGCCGGGCUCAACAAUAAUAAUCAAAACGCAGCUUUUCAUUCUCUCUCUCUCUCUCUCUAAACUCUGCUCGCAACGCCGCCGUUUUGGAACCCUUCCCUUCGACUCUCUGUUUUGGUUUUCAAAAGGGGAAAAAUUAUUAGAACAACGCGAUUUCGCAAACAAUUUCACUGCGUUGAAUCGAAUUGGGACAACAAGGAAUCGGAUCUCAAGUGCUAAGCAGGAAGCAAAAUUGCUUUUAAAUAUAAAGAAACAGAGGAUAACGUAAGGCCUUGUUCUUGAUACUGUUCUGAAUUUGUUGGAUGGCGGAAAAAUCAUGCAUCAAGCGCCUUCAAAAGGAAUAUAGAGCCCUUUGUAAAGAACCAGUUUCUCAUGUUGUGGCUCGUCCUUCACCAAGUGAUAUUCUUGAGUGGCAUUAUGUGUUGGAGGGAAGUGAAGGGACGCCUUUUGCAGGUGGAUAUUACUAUGGAAAAAUCAAAUUUCCUCCUGAAUAUCCAUAUAAACCUCCUGGAAUCAGCAUGACUACGCCUAAUGGACGGUUCAUGACACAGAAAAAGAUCUGUUUGUCUAUGAGUGACUUUCAUCCAGAAAGUUGGAAUCCCAUGUGGUCUGUAUCAAGCAUACUAACAGGGCUUCUUUCAUUCAUGAUGGACAACAGUCCAACCACUGGCAGUGUAAACACCACCACUGCUGAGAAGCAGCGACUAGCAAAAUCUUCCCUUUCAUUCAAUUGUAAGAAUGCAACAUUCAGGAAAAUGUUCCCCGAGUACGUGGAGAAGUACAACCAACAGCAGCUUUCUGAGCAAGUUGCUUCAGAGCGGGUCUCAUCAGAGAUGUCUCAUGACAAAAGUUCAAGGCCAGUGUUGGAAAAGAAGUUGGAUUCCACAGGAGAAGACAUGAGAAGAGUAGAUGGGUUGAAGGAUGUGAGAAAAAACAGAAAACCAUUUCCAACGUGGAUGAUGUUGUUACUCUUCUCCAUCUUUGGGGUUGUUAUGGCAUUACCCCUACUUCAGCUGUGAUGGCAGGCAGCAAAAUCUCUAUAGGAGGCAUCAGGGUUCAACAAGGGUUCUCCUGGAACUGGGUUCUAUAUGUUCUGCUUAGAUUUUGUCAAUGUCUAACAGGAUUUGUAUAGGAAAUGAUGGACAUGGAGGCCACGAUAAAUCUAUGGGCUGAUUUUACUCCUUUGUGUCUCUGUUACAUGCUUGAUACUUGGUGAAUGCUAAGAAGUUACAUGCUUGAUACUUGUGUUCCUCUAAAUAUGUUUUGAGGUUUGUCUUCUUUGUGGUGUUGGCUGUUAAACACACUGCACUUGCUGGUUGGGUGUGGUCUACAUUCUGCUUGUUAGAAUGGGUAAAUUAUAUCCGAUUAAAUCAUAUAAACGUAAUUCGCAGUAAAAUUUUG